Messenger RNA from Cuscuta campestris, 1374 nucleotides. The record is from the annotation of a GenBank genome assembly. Lineage: Eukaryota; Viridiplantae; Streptophyta; Magnoliopsida; Solanales; Convolvulaceae.
UAAUAUUUUGAAAAUAUUUGAUAUAAUAAAUCUAAUAAAACUUUUUUUUGUAUGUAAUGUGUCAUGCCAAAAAAGUCCAUAUUUUGGUGUCUUUUCCACAUGUUCAAAUGCGGUGGAUUACCGUUUUAUUUCCUUCAAACUUAAGGCAUUACGGUGCAAAUUAAGUUCCUAACCGAAGAUGGCUACCACCACCGCUAUCGCCGGAGAAAAUGGCGGCUCAGAGCCGCAAUCAGCUCUGAUCUUCCUUGGCACCGGCUGUUCCAGCGCCGUUCCUAAUGCUCUCUGCUUGAUCCGACCCUCCGAUCCUCCUUGCCCGGUCUGCUCCCAAUCGCUCUCCAUUCCACCUGAACAGAACCCUAAUUACAGAUGCAAUACAUCACUUUUGAUUGAUUAUUCUUUAGGGAAUGGUGAGCACAAGUAUAUACUAAUUGAUGUUGGGAAGACUUUCAGGGAACAAGUGCUUCGCUGGUUCCCUCGUCAUAAAAUUCCUCGGGUUGAUUCAAUAAUUUUGACUCACGAGCAUGCUGAUGCAGUUCUUGGUUUGGAUGAUAUACGUGCAGUUCAACCAUUUAGUCCAACAAAUGAGAUUGAUCCUACACCAAUUUAUCUCAAUCAACAUGCGAUGGAUAGUCUUGCUGUGAAGUUCCCAUACUUGGUUCAAAAGAAACUCAAGGCUGGUCAGGAAGUUAGGCGUGUAGCACAACUUGAUUGGCAGAUUAUUGAGAAUGAUUGUAAGAAGCCAUUUGUUGCAUCGGGACUAGAAUUUAUUCCACUUCCAGUGAUGCAUGGGGAAGACUAUGUAUGCUUAGGCUUUCUUUUUGGUGGAAAAUGUAGAGUUGCAUAUAUAUCUGAUGUCUCACGCUUUCUUCCAAGUACAGAGUUUUAUAUCUCAAGAGAUAGCUGUCAGCAGUUGGAUCUGCUUAUCUUGGAUAACCUUUACAAGACAGGGUCCCACAAUGUUCACCUGUGCUUCCCUCAGACCCUUGAAGCUAUUAAAAGACUAUGCCCAAAGAGGGCCUUGUUAAUAGGGAUGACACAUGACUUUGAUCAUCUCAAAGACAACACGUUCCUAAUGGAAUGGUCCAAAAGGGAAGGAAUACAAGUUCAGUUGGCAUAUGAUGGGUUAAGGGUGCCCAUUGAACUAUAAAGAGCUACUCUGUAUCAUUGAACAAUUUUCUUGCAGAUUUACCAUAAACCGUGAAGUUCAGAUCGCUCAUUUGAGCCCUCCCCCCCACCCAUUUUUGUUUCAAAACAUUCACCAGCAUAAACCAUGAAGUUGGAUGUCCAUUGUUGUACCAGUAUUGUGAAUCCUGAUUUGGGACUGUACGCAAAUAUAGAAAAAUGGUGACGAGGAAACAAAGAGACAAUCAGAGG